Hordeum vulgare subsp. vulgare (domesticated barley) is the source of this 1236-nucleotide messenger RNA. RefSeq lists its product as uncharacterized. Bases 198 to 878 code for a protein of 226 amino acids. Lineage: Eukaryota; Viridiplantae; Streptophyta; Magnoliopsida; Poales; Poaceae. The record is from RefSeq and is a predicted model, not a curated record. The transcript has a single exon.
CUCGUGCUGGGCCGUCAUAAUUGUUGUUGCUUUCUAUGGGCCUCCACUGGCCCAUGUGACCGAGCCCACGCCUAGCAUUUCCUAAGCCCGACUGCCCGGGCGCCACGCUUCCAUUCCGGCCACGCAACCAACCGGAGGAAUUCUCAUCUGGCGGAGAAAGAAACUCGGUGCGCCCCCAAAUCGACGACGGGCACCAGAUGCGGCCGCCGUCGCCGACGCGGCCGCUGGCCUUCCCGACGCUGGACUCGCUCGCGGCGUACCUCCGGCCGCGCCUCCCUGGCCCGGCGCUCGCCUCCUGGGGAUCCGCGCCGGGGACCAAGAACCUGCUCAACCUCUUCCUGGAGCUCUCCUGCGGCGACUGCACGCUGCUGCCCGCGGCCUCCUCCCCGCCGGCCCUCGUCGUGCGCGCCGUCCACGUCGCCACCGUGCGCAUCCGCAACCGCCGGGGCGCGCUCCUCGUGGAGACCCGGCAGCUGCUCUCCGACGGCACGCUGCGCCGACGGGCCGCGCGGCCGCUCUCCGAGAAGAUGCGCCCCGGGGAGACCCCCGAGGCCGCCGCGGCCCGCGCCGUCUGCGAGGAGCUCGGUGAGCGCGCCCGCGUCCGGAUCCUGGGGGCGGCCCCGGAGCCGCGCGUGGAGGAGCGGGAGUCCGUCUCCUACCCGGGGCUCCCCGCCAGGUACGUGCUGCACGCGGUGGACGCCGAGCUCGUGGAGGGCGUCCCGGAGGAGGGCGAGUUCGAGACGGAGGAGGCCGGCGAGGGCGAGGGGCACGACGGCGGCGGCGCGGCCAUCACCGUGAAGCGGCACUACUGGUCGUGGGACGACGACGAGGAGGCCCGCGGCGAGGCCGCCCGGGCCGCCGUCGUCGGUGCGCAGUAGGAAUUCAUGUAUGCUGUGAUUAUCUCCUUAUCGUUGUGUUUGGUUAGUUUAUUUUUUCUCAAAUUCAUCGGCUUUUAAUUUCAUGUAUGUAUGUUCCGCAGUGUUCUUAGUACCACUAGUCUCUUUGCAACCCGGGCCAGUUGGUCACUCUCUCUGCACCCCAGCGAUGUCCUACAUAACUGAAGAACCUGCAAACUGUUUAUUGUCGCAGCUACUGAAUUCCAGUGAACAUUCUGUCGACGAGGGCAUUGCCAAAUCGAUUAAAAAAUUUGAGUCCUGGUCUCUCGUGGCACUCGAGCCUUCGUUCACAACUUUGUGCCGUUGGGAAACCGGGGACCAUUUCCAUCUCUUCAGUCAA